Molecule: messenger RNA, 1677 nt
Organism: Seminavis robusta
Lineage: Eukaryota; Bacillariophyta; Bacillariophyceae; Naviculales; Naviculaceae
Source: the annotation of a GenBank genome assembly
AUGGCCAGUGCUGUGGGUUCCGUUGUCGUUGCUGCCGCGCAAAGUGUUGCCAAGGUUUAUGCUAUUGGGGGUAUCGGAUAUGCGGCAGUCAAAUAUCCCAAAAAUGCACCAUUGCUACCCAGCGGUGCCGUCGGCACCAUUGCUCGAUUUGGCUUUAACGUGCUCACGAUUUCUUUGAUAUUCAGCACUAUUGCUUCUUCGGUGACCAUUGAUUCACUCGGGAACUACUGGUUUGUCGUGGUGGGAGCCGUGGGAGUCCUCGCCAUUUCCUUUGCCACAGCCACCAUCCUCUCCAAAGUGAUUCCCAUUCGCAAUCCAUCCGACUUUAAUGCUUUGCGCAUUGCGGCCACAUUUCCCAACAUUGUGGCCUUGCCCAUUUUGAUCUUUCCGUCACUCUGUGAAUAUCCCGUCGUCUAUGAAGCGUUUGGAAAGUCAGACACAGCAAUGAGCGAAGGAGGCGAGGACCGAGCACAACUCUUUCAACAAUGCGUCGCCAAGUCCAACACCAUGAUCUUUUGCUACUUCUUCGGCUGGUCCUUGCUCUUUUGGAGUUUUGGACAUCCAACGCUUUUGACAGCCGCAGAGAACAAGUCUCGAACGCAUGAUGAGCAAGAGAGGACUACCCAAAGCAGCAGCAAAAGUGGUAGUCAAGCUGCUGGAAGGACCACGGACCAGUCGUUCACCGGCCACACCAGUACCUCUGUCACAAUUGCGACGGACGGGGACAUACCGCCUGAAAUGCAAUCUACCACUGCCCUGACUCCUUUUUCAACACAGGACGAGGAGGACCUGCAGGUACCGGAUUCACCGGAAGAGAAUGCAUCCCAAGAACAACAAUCCACCAGUGUUCUCUCCAACAUUCAAAAGGCUCUGAAACAGACCUUCACAUCGCCUCCCUUUGUGGCCAUGAUUCUGGCCUUUUGUGUUGGGUGUAUUUCCCCCGUGAGAGACCUUCUCUUCUCGCAAGGAGGGGCACUACGCUUUCUAGGGGCCGCAGUGGAAACAUUGGGGCAAGCAUCAUCGCCCAUGUCCACCAUGGUUGUCGCAGCAAGUCUGGCAUCGAGGCGGGAAUCCUCGUCAAUGGCAGAGGACGACAUCAGUGAUGAUGGGCAAGACCAAGACGGCUACAAUGAAGGCGCACAACAACAACCCACUGAUGCUCCACCAGCAGAUGCUGUGGAUCGCAGCAUGACAGUCGAGGAAGAGUCGCCGGUCAUGUCAGACCCCAACUUUGGACCUCUGCAGCUGCGAAGACGGUCGUCCAUUCACAGGUUUGGUGCAUCACUGCGCCAAAGUUCGAUACGGGCCAUGAAAAAGGCCCGUCGGACGGACCCUGAACAACGGAGGCUGUACAUCUGGUUCACCUUGAGUCGAUUGAUCCUCUCCCCCGCACUGGUUACCUUGGCGAUUGUGGGUUUGGAUUGCAGUGGCAUCAGUGGUAUCCCACAUCUGGCCAAAUUGGUCUUGAUUGUCAACUCUUCAGUCCCAGGUGCCCUGAUCGUCGUUGUCCUCUUGAAGUCCAAUCCACUUCUGCACGAAACGGCAGCGGUGGUUGCCAAGGUGUACUUUCCAACCUACAUUCUUUCUAUUGUGACAAUUGCUGCGUGGACAGCCGUCGGACUCAUCGUCUCUAUACCAGAUGAGGAUGGAAACUCAUUUUGUUCGAGAUACAGAUAG